Molecule: messenger RNA, 3088 nt
Organism: Oryza brachyantha (malo sina)
Lineage: Eukaryota; Viridiplantae; Streptophyta; Magnoliopsida; Poales; Poaceae
Exons: 1
Coding region: 147-2567 (806 amino acids)
Source: RefSeq, a predicted model, not a curated record
CUGGCCGGAGAAGACGCCGCUCGCCGCGCCGCCGCCACCUUCCACCUCCGCCGCCCUUCCCAACCCACACCUCCCAUUUCAUUCAUUCAUCCAUUCAUCCAUUGCCUCCUCCUCUUCCCCCGCACUCUGCUCAUACGGUGAGUGCCAUGUCGCCAACCCUACCCCCCCAAACCCUAGCCGCUGGGGACCUCGUCUGGGCCAAGUCCAAGCGCCGCCCCUGGUGGCCCGCCCGCCUCCUCCCCGACGGCCUCGUCUCCUACCUCGCCGACCCCGACGUCUCCCCUCGCCGCGCCUCCGACCUCAGGCCCUUCGCCAACCCCGACGCCGACCUCAUGGCCCGCGCCACCACCGCCCGCGCAUUCGUCGCCGCCGUCCACGACGCGCAGGCGCAGGCCGCCGCGCUCCUCCAGGCCCGCCUCACCUGCCCCUGCGCCUCCCACGACCACCACCACGCGCCGCCCCUUCACGCCAACCUCGACAACCUCCCGCCGCCCGACUUCCUCGCCUCCCUCCGCCACGCCGCGCUCGACGCCUCCUCCGUCGGCCUGCUCGACCUCCCAAGGCUCAAGAGCUGGGCCACUGCCCUCGCCCAGGGAUGGGGCCCCGAUGGCCCGGGCCAUUACCCACGCCGCCCUGUGGCUGACCUUGUCGACAAGAUUGACCUUGAUGUGCCCGCCGCCUGGGAUGCCCAGGACCAGGACACCAGGCCAUUCGAGGUGCCGCAGGAGACUCCCACCCAAAAGAAGCGCAGCGUCACCGAGCUCAUGGACAAUGAUGAUGACAAGACUACGCCUCAGAAUGAGAGGAGCAGCUCUGCUAACACCGCCGUCUUGUCCAGCAAGCGUGAGCGCAAGAAGAGCAAAUAUCUGUCACCGCCCUACACCAAUUUGGGUGGGAUUACCCUUGUUGAGAAGGCGCCUGAUUCGCCAAAGCCGUCUCUGACUGCUGCCGCUGAAGAUGAAAGCAAGGUGUUGCCAAAGUCAAUGCAGGAAAAUGUUGAUGCACAAGAGGUAUUGCUGCUUCUGCGCAGAGCUGGGAUUGAUGUAUUCCACAGGGUACGGUCUAUGAAGGCCGUCGAUGCCUUCCUUUCUUCGUAUAGAAGUUCACUGUUUGUUGAGGGUGCCGACUAUAAGUCCUAUAAAGCGCACAAGUGUCCUGCGGAGAAUGCUUUUGCAAAUGCUGGUGCGGACACAGCUGGUUCAUUCGCAGAUUCACGUGCUGCUCUGAAGAUAGGCAAGUGUGUGAAGAGGAGCAGAAAACAUAAUCAAGAUGAGAGUGGAAGUCCUUCGAACAAGACUGAGAAGAGAGGGAAAAGUUCUCCUGCAGCUGCCCUUGGCUGUGGUGUAACAAUUACCCCUGCUAUUCCUAUCAGGCAAGUGAGGGCAGAAGACAUGAAAAGCCUGGUGAAACCAGGGAGUGGUGCAAGGGGUAUGGCAGGUUGUGUUCAGCUUGAUAAGGGCAAGCCAGAUUUUAAGAGCCCUACAUCAACCUCAGUGAAGGUAGCAAAAGAACACGGACAGGAGCAGGAUCAAGCAAAUGGGCAAUCAGUUUUGAAGACGCCAGCCGAUGCUUGCAAGAAUUUAUUUCACCAACCUGCAAAACAGAAUGAUGCAGGUAUGGUGGAAGCAAAACAGUUGCAUAGCAGCAUUCAAGCAGAUACAGUCAUGCAAGGCAUUGUUGUAGAUGUGCCUGUCAGAAACGUUCUGAUGGAAGCAGUGAAGUGUGAAGCUAAUAUUUCUGUACAUACAGACGAGCAGGGUGCUCCUAUGAGGGAAGACAUAUCCUUAUCUCAGUCAACAGAUGGAAAUAAAGAACAUGCAAACACCGAAGUGCGUACGGUCCAAGAAUCUUAUGCUUCCCUAGAAGCGAUGGUGCCAGAAAUGCUUAUGAAAGCAGAGGUCGCUAAUGGCACUGCUGUUGCAGCAGCAAGCAAUGCCCUCAAAGAUGAGGGCCAAAGCAUUGAACAACCUAGCCUGAACAAGAUGAUUCCUGGAGCUAGUGUAAACCAUUCCUCUGGUGACGCUACCAACAGCGCUUUCCCUGACCUAGCUAAUUCUACUCCUAAGAAAAAAAAGAAGAAAACUGCAGAGCACUUUGGAAACCCUGCAGCCCUUCUUUUGGACUUUGCAAAGGGUGUUGUUCUGCCCUCCAAAGAGGAACUGCUAUCUGCAUUUGGUAAGUUUGGCCUGGUGAUCGAGUCUGAGACUGAGAUCAUAAAAGACAACCAUAGCGCUCGUGUUGUGUUCGGGAAAAGUGCUGAAGCUGAGGCGGCUUACAACAGUGCAGAAACUCUUGGUAUGUUUGGUCCCCCGUUUGCUACACCGAGACUUCAUUAUCUUCCUCCAAUCAAGUUGAGCGUGCCUUCGCCAGCAUCAAAGCCUCCACUUACGGAUAUUAGGAAAAAUCUGGAGAGGAUGAUCUCGUCCCUGGGUGGCCAUUCAUCGGUCAAGAAGGCGGCAACUCCAUCGGAUGGAUCAAAGCAAGAAAACCUUCUUGGAGAAAUGCAGGGGCUUUUGGCAAAAGUUGACAAGAUGCUCAGCGGGCCUUCUGCUGCUGCUCCUCAUUAGCUCCCUGACGUGUGGUUUUAUCCUAUUCUCUCCGUAGUUAGAUGCCUUAUUGCAAUGCCUAUGCUGUCUGUCGCUGUCGUCAAUUAUAGCUGCCGAUCUUCAGCUUAUGAUAAAUUAGGUGUUUUGACGAUUUCGGCAGCAAGGGAUUCAAACUCUUGUGAAUGGUAGUCGUUAUUAUGUCACUGCUUUGUGUGUGAUAUAUUAAGACUGCAACCUUCUUCUAGUUCCAGCCCUCGCAGUAGCAUGGGAACCAGAACCAUGGUGUUGUUUUUACCCCAAUGGCGAGUAUCAUGCGGCUAUAAUAAGGGAAAAUAAUUUACAUAGCUGUUGGGGUUGACAUCACAUCACAUGGCACUGGUCCACUGGAAACAGUUAGUAAUUUACUAUGCAAAAAAAAAAAAAACUGACAUUGGCAUGCUUGUUGCAUACAUUGAUCUGGGAAGAGUGGAUGUGAUACAGUUACAGUGUUCUCCAGUCAAAUGUAGUAACAACACAAUAACCAAGCAGCUCAGUAGUUGUGA